This is a messenger RNA of Suillus subalutaceus, 570 nucleotides long. RefSeq lists its product as uncharacterized. The transcript is spliced from 4 exons. The record is from RefSeq and is a predicted model, not a curated record. Bases 1 to 570 code for a protein of 189 amino acids. Gene Ontology annotation, molecular function: phosphatidylserine decarboxylase activity. Lineage: Eukaryota; Fungi; Basidiomycota; Agaricomycetes; Boletales; Suillaceae. Gene Ontology annotation, biological process: phospholipid biosynthetic process.
AUGUCAUCCAAAGUCCCGAUAAGGGUAUCAACUUCGACAUCAUUGAUCGGGGGGAAUGACGUGUAUCUGCCUUAUCUGCACCCCACUUCCCCCCCUUCUUCUACUGCUACUGCUGCUCUCAGCCCUGCACCACCAGGUGCCCCCAUCCUCCACGCAACCCUAUCGCAGGGACUUGUCUAUGAUAAAAAGAGUCUGUAUCAUUCAUCUGCGAUCAUCUCGUCGCUCGUAGAGACUGCUACGCUGCCCUUGAGGUAUGUUAUUCCAAUAAGUUCUUUUAAAACCUUCAACGAUUUCUUCUACCACAAACUCAAGCCCUCUGUGCGCCCCACCGAAAGCCCCACUGACCCCUGCCGUCUCAUUAGCGCUGCCGACUGCCGCCUCAUGGUAUUUGAAACCGUCUCUGAAGCCACCAAACUAUGGAUCAAAGGCUGUGAGUUCAGCAUUGCGUGUUUACCUGUGCCAGAGUUGACGUUCACUGAUCUGUACUGCAACUUCUCAACUGGUUUGUCAAAUCAGGUGAGGAUCAUUUUUAACGCCUUAAUCACACGAACCAUGAUUAAGCAAAAGUAA